Messenger RNA from Coregonus clupeaformis (lake whitefish), 1684 nucleotides. Its product is annotated as E3 ubiquitin-protein ligase MARCHF2-like. The coding region runs from base 372 to 1112 and encodes 246 amino acids. Gene Ontology annotation, molecular function: zinc ion binding; ubiquitin-protein transferase activity. Gene Ontology annotation, biological process: protein ubiquitination. NCBI's taxonomy places the organism in Eukaryota, Metazoa, Chordata, Actinopteri, Salmoniformes, Salmonidae. The transcript is spliced from 5 exons. The record is from RefSeq and is a predicted model, not a curated record.
CAUAACGAUACAGUCAGUGCACAGCUGAGACAGAUGCGAACAAGCCAGCUAGCUGUCAUAAAUUCGUGAAAAAUACACCGUUUCUGCAAGAAGACGGGGAGAUAGUUACGAACGAAUAAAUUAUCCAGCCAAUGGAGCAGAUACACGACUUGCCAUCAUCUAUUGUAUUCCUCCUGAAGCAUCGUUUUCUGUCUAAAUGUCAAUGUCAUUCUCGUCUCUAGCUAGCCAAAUAGCUAACUAACGUUAGCUAGCUAAGGCCAGGGGAAGCUGGUGUCGACUAUACGUCCAAACAGUUGCCCAGCAGUGGGAGGAGAGGUGUGGGUUGACUCCCUUCACUGGUGGCUGUGGCGUGUCACCACCACCAGAGUGCCAUGACUACAUCAAGUUGCUGCCACCUGCCUGGCUCCCUGUGUGACUACUCAGGCAGCGCCGCCGACCUGCCCAAGGAGGUAGAGGAGCCAGAAUCCGGCCAGGCCCAGUACGUUGCCAAGGUUAUGGCCAAAGAUGGCCGCCCACUCUCCUCUGUUGUCAAAGCUAUGGGCUCACAGAGUAAUGAAGGCAUGUGUCGAAUCUGCCACGAGGGGGCCGGUGGUGAGACGCUGCUCUCCCCUUGCAGCUGCACAGGGACCCUGGGUAAGGUGCACAAGAGCUGCCUGGAGAAGUGGCUGUCCUCCUCCAACACCAGCUACUGUGAGCUCUGCCACACCGAGUUCACAGUCGAACGGCGGCCCCAGCCACUCACAAAGUGGUUGCGGGACCCAGGCCCUCGCAGUGAGAAGCGCACGCUACUAUGCGACAUGGCCUGCUUCAUGCUCAUCACGCCCCUGGCGGCCAUCUCUGGCUGGCUGUGUCUGAGGGGAGCCCAGGACCACCUGACCCUCAACAGCCGGCUGGAGGCUGUGGGCCUCAUUGCCCUCACCAUUGCUCUCUUCACCAUCUACGUCCUCUGGACACUGGUAUCGUUCCGCUAUCACUGUCAGUUAUACUCGGAGUGGAGGAGGACCAAUCAGAAAGUACGCCUGCUCAUGCCUGACAUGAAAGGAGCGCACUCUACACAACAUUCCGUCCCGACCAAGUCGACCAAGAAAAUGACUGACGAGACCAUCGUAUGAGCGCCGUGGUCUCGCUAUAAAAGUGUAAUAUAUCUUGAACUUCUGCACUUGUGGACCAUUCUGGGGAUUCUUUCUCCAUACUCACUAUUAUUUGAAGCACUUGAGCCCAGAUAUGAACUAUAACCAGUGAUUUUGGGAUGUUUUGGACUCGUGGAAUGAAGUGUCACUCAUCGCUGGAUUAUGAACACUGGCCUGGAAAAUCAGGACACAGCUAAUGUAGCAGGAUAUAACUGACACAGCAUGUUAAUACAGUAUAUCUGAAACAUACUACCCCCCUCUCCUUCACAAAGUAUUUAGCUGUUUUUGGAAAACUGGCAUCCAAUAGCCCGUGAAUUUACUCUCACAGAACAAUGACCAUGUGAACGACCAAGUCUAAAUAUUAUGAUGUUUUCUGUUGUUACAUCUUUGCCUUUUUGAAGCUGGUAGAAGUGGGAGAGAGAAAAGCAGUGGGCUUUGGAGUGUCAGUCAAUGUAUGCAGGGUAUGCUAAAUUAUUUUAUGUUGCACUCUCUUGAAUAAGCUGGGUGAUUGUGCAAUAAAACAUAAGGGACUCUUGGUCUUUGCAGUCGGCACA